AUGUCGACAUCGCACACCUCCCACACCGAGCAGACUGCCGCGGCGGGUCCGGCGCCAAGACCGGACGCCGACGCUAUCCUCGGCGUCACAUCUUACAGCCGGGCAGACUUUGAGCUGCCCGUCGUCACUGUGCACCCGAGCCAGCACGAUGCCGUCCGAUCUACCGUAUUCCAGCCCCUGGGCGACAAGUCCCGCCACUCCGACUUCGACUACGACCUAGGACGCCUCGGACGCCUCCCCUUUGAGAUUGUUUCGCUCAUCUGCCUCGAACUUGACGUCACCUCGGCCGUCCGCUUCAGCCAUGUCAACCGCACCGCCCGCGAGGUGCUCACCUCGAUCCGGGAAUUCCGCCACCUCAGCGCCCACGCCCUGGAGGGCCUCUGCGUGCUCCUCCGGACAGGCCUCGCAUCCCACGUGAACGCGCUGGACGUGUACUCGACGCUCACCACCCAGGAUUGCUCCCUGUGCGGCUCCUUUGGCGGCUUCAUGUUCCUGCCCACCGCGGCGCGCUGCUGCCUCACCUGCCUCGCGUCGGCGCCGGCCAUGCAGGUCAGCUACGUGAGCCGCGUGGCCGACGCGACGGGCGUGGACUCGGGCGCGCUGCAGCGGCGGCUGCCCGUCCUGCACACGCUCCCGGACAGCCGCCGGAGCAUCGUGGCCGUGCAGCACGCGCUCGGCGCGCUGCGGGAGAGCGGGGCGGGCGAGGCCGAGGCCGAGGCCGCCGCCAGCCGGUGGCCCGACUCGCUGACCCUGCGGUUCCAAGCGGCAACCAGCCUGCCCUACCUGGACCGGCUGACGGGCGAGGUCCAGUCCGGCGUCUCGUGCAAGGGCUGCCAGCUCGCCUUUGAGGGCGACUUUUUGGACGACCACCUGGAGCUCCGGGACAGGUUCUACUCUAGGCAGGGGUUCAUGGGCCACUUUGAGGAGUGCGCGCCGGCUCAGAAGCUGUGGGGCUCGAGCCAGGAGGGGCGCAGCGAACUCUCCUCAUGGCCCGCAUGGCCCUCCGACGGCGACGGCAACAAUGACGGUGACGGCGACGGCAGCCCCGGCAGCCCCGGCAGCGAACUCCAAAACUGGUCCAGCUUGAUCGGCAUCAUCACCGCCAUCUGCGGCAACGUGCUGAUCGCCCUGGCCCUCAACGUCCAGCGCUACGCACACACCCGCCUGCACCGCAAGAAGGCCCAGAUACGGGAGCGCGCGCGGCAGGCCAUGCGCAACGCGGACCGCGGGACACACGGCCAGGGGACGGGGCGGUACGGCGCUGCGAACGGCGACUCCAACGGCGGCGGCGGCGGCUCGAACGGGUACGGCGGCGGUCGUUAUAGUGAUGACGACGUGCGCGAAUCGUCCGAGACGGAGCCCCUCGCGCAGUCCUUCCGGUCGGAUGGCUCGGCCGAUGGCGACGAUGACCACGACGACGGCAAGCCCAAGGUCGCCUCGACGUACCUCAAGGACCCUUACUGGUGGCUGGGACAGGUCUUGAUCACCAUCGGCGAGAUGGGCAACUUUCUGGCGUACGGCUUCGCUCCGGCGUCCAUCGUGAGCCCGCUCGGCGUGGUGGCCCUGGUCUCCAACUGCGUGAUCGCACCCAUCUUCUUUAAGGAGGUGUUCCGCCAGCGGGACUUCUGGGGGGUCAUCGUCGCCAUCACGGGCGCCGUGACGGUUGUGCUGAGCGCCGAGACCGAGGAGACCAAGCUGGGGCCGCACGAGGUGUGGGAUGCCAUCACCACCAUGGAGUUCGAGAUUUACCUGGGCGUCAGCUGUGGCCUGAUUGUGCUGCUCAUGUGGCUGAGCCCGAAGUAUGGGCACAGGACGAUCCUGGUGGACCUCGGGCUCGUGGGGCUAUUCGGUGGCUACACGGUUCUGGCAACCAAGGGUGUGUCCUCGAUGCUGUCCUCGACUCUGUUUGGCGCCUUCACCACCCCUGUUACCUACGUCCUGCUCUUCAUCCUGCUGUCCACCGCCAUCAUGCAAGUUCGCUACUUAAACAAGGCGCUCCAGCGGUUUGACUCCACUCAGGUCAUCCCGAUCCAGUUCGUGCUCUUUACGCUAUCCGUGAUUAUCGGCAGUGCCGUCUUGUACCGCGAUUUUGAGCGCACCACCGGCGAGCAGGCCAUCAAAUUCAUCGGCGGCUGCCUCUUCACCUUCUUCGGCGUCUUCCUGAUCACCAGCGGCCGGUCGCGGCGGGAUGACGACGACGAGCCCACGCUCUCGGACGCCGAGGGCAUCGAGGAGACCAUCGGGCUCGCAGAGCAGGACCGCGUGCCCCCGCCCACACCACCCCAACCCCGCCGUCGCGACCCCCCAUCGCGAUCCGGGGGCUCCUCCCGCGCCUCGCGCGUCAGUUUCUCCGACACGCACGACACGGGCCUCCCCACCCCGCGCUCGUUCCCGAGCAUCCACCCACGCCAGAGCCAUCCUCUCGACGACGACUACAACAACGACGACGACCUCCCCGACGCCCCCCUGCUCUCCAACCCCUGGCAAGACACCAGCAUCACAACCGACUACUUCACCGCCACCCCAGCAGCAGCAGCAGCACUCACCUCCUACUCCGAGCCCCAGCUCCUCGAACCCGCCCACAUCACAGCAGCAGCAGCAGCAGCACUCUCGUCCUCCGCAACAACAAGAACCACCCCCGCCACCCCGCUCGGCAGCACGGCCAGCGCCGCCACAUCCCCACCCCACUUCUUCGACCGAGAUCAUAGAGACCGGGAAAGAGACCGUGAUCAGCGGCCCAUGACCCCGCGCGCCCCCGCCAGCACCUCCCGCCUGCCGCCGUCCCACAUGUACUCGCCCUCGCCCUUCUCCGGCACCGUCAGCGCGGUGGUGGGCGAUAAAUUGCGCAUGGCCAUGCGCGGGCAUUUACACGGGCAUGGGCAGGGUCAUGGUGGCCAUCAUCAUCAUCAGGGGUAUGGGCAGGGGUUUGAUGGGGCGGAUGAGCACGGUAACGGCCAUGGGCAUGGUAAUGGGGGUGUUGGUGCGGCGGAGGGUGGUGGUGUGGACGGGGAGAGAGGUGGUGGUAGUAGUACGGAGGGCGGGUUGAGGGGCCGCGCGCGGAGUCUGAGCCAGACGCUUGGACUGGCGGGACUGUUUGGUGGGAGUGGAAGUGGCAGCGGGAGUGCGAGUGGGAGUGGGAGUGGGGGUGGGAGUGGGGGUGGGAGUGGGGGUGGGAGUACGGUUGUCAGGCGGGCGACGGUCACAAGGAGAGAGACCACCGAUGGGGCCGUGUUUGGGGGGCUGUUGGAGAGGGCGAGGACGACGGGGGAUGGGGCGUUGGGUGGGGGUGGGGAGAGGUUGUGA
Molecule: messenger RNA, 3303 nt
Organism: Chaetomium fimeti
Lineage: Eukaryota; Fungi; Ascomycota; Sordariomycetes; Sordariales; Chaetomiaceae
Product: magnesium transporter NIPA-domain-containing protein
Exons: 3
Coding region: 1-3303 (1100 amino acids)
Biological process (GO): magnesium ion transport
Cellular component (GO): membrane
Molecular function (GO): protein binding; magnesium ion transmembrane transporter activity
Source: RefSeq, a predicted model, not a curated record